ACUCCCCCCUCCCCUCAUGUCGAGUGUGGAGCCGUUGCCCGGCGCGAGCGGUCCGGAGCGGACGGCGGCCGCCAGGACGCGCGCUCAGCCGCCCGGACGGACGGCCGCCGUGUGCCGGAGCCUCUUCGGGCCGAUCGACCACGACGAGCUGAGGCGGGAGAUGAGUCGGCGGCUGAGGGAGUGCGGCGACCGGGACCGCAGGCGCUGGAACUUCGACUUCCAGACCGAAACGCCGCUGGAGGGGGAGUUCGAGUGGGAGUCCAGCAGCGCCCGGGAGUCGCCGGGUUUCUACCGGGAGACGGUGCAGGGCCGCGGGAAGGGGCGGCCGCCGGCGCCUCAGGCCGUCUGCCCGCCUCAGGCCGCCGCCGGGGAGACGCCGGGGCGGCUGCACAGUCAGGAAAACAACCAGGAGAACCGGUCGGUCAACGUGCACCCGAGCGGCAGAGCCAACAAACACUCGGCCUCCCGGAGACCCGGUACCGGCACCGCCAACAACAACAACAACACUCACAUCACAGAUUACUUUGCCAAGAGAAAGAGGAUAGUGGGGUCUAAGGGUACGAGUGAGAACGUGUCUCUGUGCCCUCCUGUACCUGGAGAACAGCCUCCAAGGAAGAGGAUACGAUAAGAGAGAGGGACGAGGAGAAGGAGGAAGAAAGAGAAGGAAAAGAUAUUUGCACUCCACUCUGGUGAUUUUUUAAAAAAUAUUUUUUAAGAAAAACACAAAGAAAUUGUCUGACAGAUCAUCGUUGUCAAACAUUGGGCUGAACAGAACAAGAAUGGACACAAUUGGAAUGACGGAAGGAUGGAUGGAGCAUUCUUUGGGAUGUAGCAUCAACCCUACACAAGCCACUGAUUCAGGGUUAAAGGACUGCAGUGUGCAAUUCAAACCAAGACUAUUGCAUAUUUUUAUUCGUAAUAUAUGCAUUAAACUUCCAGAGUGGCCCAGAAAUGUAAAGCCACAAUGAAUAAAUCACUGGGGGAGAGACAUGGUACACUCUGAAAUCUCAGUGCAACUCGUGAUGUAAAUUUGUAAAAAAAACAAAAGCUUAUUACUAACUUAUUUCUUAUUUAUGUUCGGAUUUUUUUUUGUUUUGAAUUGAUUUAUGGAACCAAUAUAACUCCCCUUAUCCUGUGGGACCAAAGGGCACCCAAGGCACGCUUUAUUUACUGAAACAAGAAUGUAAAUAUGUUGUUUUUUAGUUUCCGUGUCUCUUUUUUGUGUGUUCACAUUGCUGUUCGUAGUUAAAUCGUCUUUAGUAUAUACUUGAAGGUCUGAGCCGUAUCUGUACGUACCACUGCCACUUUUAAUUGGGGGAAACAAUUGGAAAGAGAAAAAAAAACACCCAAUCUUUCACCUGAAUAAAUGAAUGCAAUUUCAUUACA
Messenger RNA from Callorhinchus milii (elephant shark), 1386 nucleotides. RefSeq names its product cyclin-dependent kinase inhibitor 1Cb (gene cdkn1cb). The record is from RefSeq and is a predicted model, not a curated record. NCBI's taxonomy places the organism in Eukaryota, Metazoa, Chordata, Chondrichthyes, Chimaeriformes, Callorhinchidae. Gene Ontology annotation, molecular function: cyclin-dependent protein serine/threonine kinase inhibitor activity. Gene Ontology annotation, biological process: regulation of cell cycle. The transcript has 3 exons. Gene Ontology annotation, cellular component: nucleus. The coding region runs from base 17 to 628 and encodes 203 amino acids.